GGCAGCUACCUCAUACAAUACGUACGUAUGGAGCCGCCAAAUGAUCACUACUACCACCACGGCUAUUCUGUGUCUUUCUCCUCCAGUGUACAGUACACCCACAAUCAGCAUGGUUUUACUGAUAUGGAGAAUGGCGACGACGAGCUGUCGUCGUUCCUCAUGGAAGCCGUCUCCACCCCCACCACCAGCAGCAGCUCAGCUUCCUCUGCAAGUGCCUGGGAGGAGCAGGAAUUCGUCUACGGCAAGCGAGGCGGCAGCGAGAUCACGACGACGCCUGCCGUGUCGUCGUCAUUUCAAGAAAGCCACGGGGGCGGCGCGAGCAGCGCGCGCAUGCCGGACUCGCCGAACCCGCUGAUCGGGGUGCGGAAGCGGCCGUGGGGAAAGUACGCCGCUGAGAUCCGGGACUCCACCCGCAACGGCAAACGCGUCUGGCUCGGCACCUUCAACUCGCCCGAGGCCGCCGCGCUCGCCUACGAUCAGGCCGCCUUCGCCGUGCGCGGCCCGGCGGCCGUGCUCAACUUCCCCGUCGAGCGCGUGCAGGAGUCGCUCGCCGCGCUGGGCAUUGGCAGCGCCGCCGCCGCCCCGGGGGACUCGCCUGCCCUCGCGCUCAAGCGGAGGCACUGCAUCCGGAAGAGAAACCCCAGCAAGAACAAGAGGACGGGCACGGCGGCGACGGCAGCUGCUGCGUCCGCGACGUCCGUGCUGGAGCUGGAGGACCUUGGAGCGGACUACCUCGAGGAGCUGCUCACCUUGUCCGAUCUGUGAGCCGCUACCGCGCGUUCCUCCGAUAGAGAUAUCAUGCAUCUGCCAUGGCGAUCCCUCGGCUCCUAUCCUAGUACCAGCGACGAGCACCGUUUAUUCACAUUGACGCGACCUCGCAUCAGUCCGUCAGUCCCUCGCGUCAAUUUUUUUACAUUGCUGCCGGAACAGCACAGGCCGGGCCAUGGUCGACGUGCAUGUUUGUAGAUGUGGCCCAUCUCUAUUGUUCACUGAAACCAAACCAGCAACACAAAAUAUCAAGGUUCAUUGUUGGGUUAUUCCUGGGCCACGAUGAUAUAGACAUUUUGUUUUGAGAGGAAACAGUAGACUUGCUACUGCGUAUAUUUAUGA
This is a messenger RNA of Lolium perenne, 1110 nucleotides long. RefSeq names its product ethylene-responsive transcription factor 1B-like. Gene Ontology annotation, molecular function: DNA-binding transcription factor activity; DNA binding. Lineage: Eukaryota; Viridiplantae; Streptophyta; Magnoliopsida; Poales; Poaceae. Gene Ontology annotation, biological process: regulation of DNA-templated transcription; ethylene-activated signaling pathway. The record is from RefSeq and is a predicted model, not a curated record.